AGAAAAAUAAUUUAUUUUCUUCCAAAUGAGGCGAGAAAAUUUUUGUCAACUCACACAAACUAAUUGACAGCAGAAUUCUGAGCAAAUUACCAAUCCAACAAUGCAAAUUCUUACCUUCCUCCAUGAUUUUCCACAGUUCAUUUCAAUUUGAUUCAAUUCUUCAAUCCCACUUCCCACUUAGCUUUUCAACCUCACAGAAAUUCAUUACUUCGAGAAUUUGAAGUUUGGAAUCCGAGAAAGCUACAAGCAACCAAUAUUGAGGAAGAAGAUCUCGGAAAGUUCUUGCCCGUCUGGAAAUUUCUUUUCUACAGCUUCUUCUCCGAUUCUGGUACUGUUCUUACCGCUUUUUGGAGGGAAUUAGGGUUAGGGUUUCUGGAAAAAAAAAAAAAAAAAAGGUGUUGCUCUGCUGGUGUGGUGGCCAUGGGUGAUGAGAAAUCGGUUAUUGCCAUGGCGAGCAGAGACAGAGAGCGAGAUCGAGAGCUUCUUAUUUCGGUUCCGGAGUCCGCCAUUGAUGAUGCAUCCUCAAAACCUUCGUCAUCUCUUCAUUCUGGCAGAGAGACAUUUUACAAGGUUGUUAGAAGCUGGGCUUCAAAGAAAUUCAUGACUGGAUGUGUUAUCCUAUUCCCUAUCGCAAUUACAUUCUAUAUAACGUGGUGGUUUAUUCGCUUUGUGGAUGGAUUUUUCUCUCCAAUCUAUGCACAUCUUGGAAUUGAUAUCUUUGGUCUUGGAUUUGUAACUUCCAUUACAUUCAUCUUCCUGGUUGGUGUGUUUAUGUCAUCUUGGUUGGGAGCAUCUGUCCUGGGCCUUGGGGAGUGGUUUAUCAAGAGGAUGCCGUUUGUUCGUCAUAUCUACAACGCUUCUAAGCAAAUUAGUUCUGCAAUAUCAUCAGACCAAAACUCACAAGCGUUCAAGGAAGUAGCUAUCAUAAGACAUCCUCGUAUUGGCGAAUAUGCAUUUGGUUUCAUCACUUCAUCCGUAGUACUCCAGAGCUAUUCCGGGGAGGAGGAGCUAUGCUGUGUCUACGUCCCCACGAACCAUCUCUAUAUCGGUGACGUUUUCCUGAUUCAUACCAAGGAUGUUAUUAGACCAAAUUUAUCAGUGCGAGAAGGAAUUGAAAUCGUCGUCUCAGGAGGAAUGUCGAUGCCCCAAAUACUUUCAACAAUGAGUUCCGAGAUUAUGACCAUAGAAAGAAGUUGACUUGAGAAAAGUUAAGAAUGGGGAUAUUAGUAGGUUCAUAGUAGGCAGCAUUUGCAUAUCUUCUUCUUCACCUCCGGAUUUGAACCGACCACGCUGCAACACCGUCGUCUGGCUAAGUGCAAGGCCGAGACUGUUGCGUCCCAGUGAGUAAUUUUGUAACAGUGUGAUUUGUGAACCGAGCUUUCGAGUUUCUAUCCUUUUGAAAGUUCAAAUAUUGUUCAGUAUAUUAUGUAGUCUUGAGAGAGGACUUCUGAAGGGUUGGAUUUCUGUGAAUUGGUUACUCUUCUAUACUAAAUUCAGUUCAUUUAUAUUCAUUCAUGAAA
Messenger RNA from Cucurbita maxima (winter squash), 1520 nucleotides. RefSeq names its product protein CONTINUOUS VASCULAR RING 1-like. Bases 421 to 1197 code for a protein of 258 amino acids. NCBI's taxonomy places the organism in Eukaryota, Viridiplantae, Streptophyta, Magnoliopsida, Cucurbitales, Cucurbitaceae. Gene Ontology annotation, biological process: stem vascular tissue pattern formation. The transcript is spliced from 7 exons. Gene Ontology annotation, cellular component: Golgi apparatus. The record is from RefSeq and is a predicted model, not a curated record.